Messenger RNA from Carassius gibelio (silver crucian carp), 2818 nucleotides. RefSeq names its product src-like-adapter. Lineage: Eukaryota; Metazoa; Chordata; Actinopteri; Cypriniformes; Cyprinidae. The record is from RefSeq and is a predicted model, not a curated record. The transcript has 7 exons. The coding region runs from base 197 to 1036 and encodes 279 amino acids.
UAUUUGUGAAGUGGAAAGUGUGGUGAGAGAGCUUCCCCGUUUACUCAGGCCAUGCCCUUAAACUCUUAUCAGUGGGAAGUUGCACAACAGAACAACAACAGAAUCUACAAGAAGGGGAGAUAGUCUCAGUUGGGACAGGCAUCUGAUGGCUGAUUGGAUGUGAUACAUUUGUAGGACUAGCCGUGGGAGAUUGACAAUGGGAGGCACUCUGGCAAGCCAAAGAACCUUGGAGGAUUUCAGUCAAACACGUACUAAUGAAGACCUUUCACCAAGAGUGGAUGAGAAUGACAUGGCAUUAGUGUUGGAUAACUACCCUCCUCCUGAUAUCUGCGAGCCCAUAUUUCGAAUGGGAGAUUGGCUGAAAAUAGUCUCAGAAGAAGGUUACUGGUGGAAGGUCUACUCAGUCAACACUAAGGAAGUGAACUAUAUACCACACUGUCAUGCCACAAAAGUCUACCAUGGCUGGCUGUUUGAAACCGUGACCAGACCAAAAGCUGAGGAACUCCUUCGACUCCCAGCAAACCGAGUGGGGUCGUUCUUGAUCAGAGAGAGCACAAAAGGUUCGUACUCCUUAUCUGUGCGCCACAGAACUAUUAAGCAUUAUCAAAUUGUUAGAAUGCCAAACAACUGGUAUUACAUCUCUCCACGUCUCACAUUUCAAUGUCUGGAAGAUUUGGUCAACCACUACUCUGAUAUAGCAGACGGACUGUGCUGUGUUCUAACUGGCCCAUGCUUGAUCAGCUGUGAAACACCUCUGAGUGAGCUCACCAAAACACCAGAAGGGAGAAAAUUAUCUUUUGACUGGAGAGCAGUGAACAGCUCGGAGCUCGUCCGCCAGAGCACAAGCCCUUCAGCGGUCAGCUAUGGGGUUCAGAACAGUGUCUCUUCCUACCUGUCUUUGCUGGGACAACAAGAGAAACCAGCGAAGAAGAAGUUUAGUUUGAAGAAGAGAUGGAAGUCUGUCUACAUGAUGCAAAACCACCAGCUCGACAGUUUGGCCACUGUGGAAGACAACUAUGAGGAGGUGCCUUUAUAGACCACAUCAGAUUUAUUCCAGGAGCUCAAAAGCUGAUUUAGGGGUGGGGGAGCAUAAAGUAUCAUUAUAUGUGGAUGAUUUAUUACUAUACAUUUCCAACCCAUCUAAAUCUAUUCCUGCAAUAAUUUCCACUUUAAAGAAAUUUGGACAAAUUUCAGGGUAUAAACUUAAUAUGGGGAAAAGUUAAAUUAACGAUUAGCUGAUCAACAAUCUUUUGAAACACUGCCCUUUAAAACAAAAACAAAAAAAUAUAUUUGUAGAUAAUGAUAAUUUCUCAAAAUUACUUGAUCAAACAAUACAGGAUGUACAGAGAUGGUCUCAUAUCUCAUUAGCAGGAAAAAAAAUAUUUUAUCAAAAUAAAUUUUUUUUUUCUCUCCAAAAAUCAAGAAAAGUUUUUCCCUUAGUCUUGAUUAUGAAAAUUAUUUCAGAAUUUAUUUGGGAUACAAAGAUACCUAGAAUAAGGAAGGCAUUUUUACAGAGACCCAAAUCAAAAGGAGGAAUGGGACUUCCAAACUUUCAGAUUUAUUACUUGACGAGUUAUAUAAGAUUGCAUACUAUAAGGUUGUAUACAAAUGGUUACAAAAACAACCCACAUUAUGAGUAAGCAAAGAAAGUGCAUGCUGUUAUCCUUCCUCACUUUCUGCUCUACUGUGUUCACCUUCACCCACUAUAUACCCUUGUGGAUUAGACAAUCCAGCAGUUUUAUAUACACUCAAGAUCUGGACCCAGUUCUGAAUAAUUUUUGACUGGCAACCUGGUUCCCUUUAAAGCCCCGUCAUAAAAAAAUAAUAAUAAUACAACAUUUGAUUAUUGGGUUGGAAAAGGAAUUUAUAGCUUUAUAUUUAUUGAUAAAGUGUUUCCAUUAUUUGAACUGCCACAAAAGAAAUUUAGCAUACCUCAAAUCACUUAUAUAUAUAUAUAAAGCACUAUUCCAGCACAUCAACUCUAGAACCCUUUAAGUCCUCUUGGGUGGAAGUCUUGGAUGUUUAAAUUACAGAGGAGCAAUGGGAGGCAGCCCUUAAACAGAUUUGUGGCUCAUCAUUUUGUGCAAAACAUGAAGGACUCAUACAGUUUAAAGUAAUGCAUUGUUUACACUGGUCUAAACAAAAGCUCAGUAAGUUAUUCCCAAACGUAGACCCUUCAUGUGAUUGUAGUGGGUGUGCACUAGCAUCACUGGCCCUGUGGCCCUUCAUCCUACUGGAGAAGUAUUUUUGUCAAGAAUAUUACAAAGGCCUAUUGAUCUAGAUCCCCUGAUGGUGGUUUAAGGUAUUGUUGAAUCUGGGAUAGCUAAAAACAGGGCUGAACAAAGUAUAGUUGUAUUUGUUUGUCUACUAGCACAAAGUUUAAUAAUGUUAAACUGGAAACGGAAAGAUGUGCCCACAUUUAUAAAUCUGAUGAGGGAUAUAAUGAAACAUUUGUAUCUAGAGAAAAGACAUGAUAUAUGACAACCUUUUUUUAAAUUACUUUGGUGAUAUUGAUUCUAUAGGAAUUGUUCAACUGAUCAAUUGAGAUAAAUGGUUAAAUGAGCUAAGAAAAUGAUUGAAUCCAUACUUGGUGUUUAUUGGACUAAACCCCCCUACUUUUGUUUUAGAUAAAUGGUCUACUGUUGUUUUCUCUGUGUAUUUUCUUUUUGUGUGUGUUUUCUUUUCUUUUAAUUUUUUUGCUGUUCUGUAAUUAUAUGUUGGAUAGUUAUAUGUGAGAUAUUAGUUAAUAUGUGUUGGUGUAUAUGUGUUGCAUGGUUCUAUAAAAUCUAAUAAAUAAAGUAUUUUGUUUUUAAAAUGC